UUGUAAUUAUACUUUAAUGGGGUUUUAUAAUUUUAUUUUUCAGUUUGGGGUUUUUGUCGGUGUUUAAGUGGGUUGAAAUGUGUCGAAAGUUGUGUAGCGCCCGUAGUCGUAGGGGACAACAUAACCUGAACGUAUUCGGGGCGCAUCUCUCGGUUUCGGUUAAAAAUAAAAGUGUGGCUUGUUCGGGUGUUUGUUUACGAUAAAAGGCGUGUUUUUUCUCCCAAUUUUGAGUUUUUCCGGAGUUUUCCGAACCUUUUUCCCUCGAAUAGGCGUAAAAAGAAAAGUACGAUUUUGAAAUAUACAAUCCUAGUGGGUUGACGGAAGGUAGAAUCGACGAAACCGUCUCCGGAGCAGUAUUUCCUCCUGGAUAUUGACAUUCUUUUCUCUAUUUUUAUUUCCAAGACGGCUUUCGGCAUGCCGGUUGAUUUUGAUCUUUGCUGAAAAAUUCGAAAUCUAUUUCUUUCUCGUUCUUUUUCUUUUUUCCCCUGGACGGAAAAUAGAAGAAAACCGCCACAGCCUCAUCUCGCAAACGGGACGAUAUGGCGUUGACGGCAGACGACCAGAGGGACGGCCCGGAGGGCGAAACCCAGGAGGACGAACCGCCGGCCGGCGAGCCCGAACCGACCCCGGCCGACGAGAGGGACAGGAUGAAAGACCUACUACUCGCCGACCUCGACUACAUCCAACAGAUGUACGUUCACUUGAACUCGAAAGACAAGACGAUCAGCGAUUUAAGACACGAAAACGAAAUGCUCAAGAAGAGGAUUCACAGGAUGGGGAGGCGUGUUUCGCUCACGAAGAUGCGCAACGUCCACCAGAAGAGGUCAAGACUCGGGAGCGCCGGCGGCGUGAAGAAAGAGUUCAUGAUCCAUGACAAAAGCAUUGAAAGGAUGGGGAAGCGGCAGAGGCUAGAGGGCGAGGCGAAUGACCCGGCCCGGAAGAAAAAAAAGCCUAAAGACGAGAAGAAAGACCAUUCGGACAAGGAAAAGAAAAAAAAACGUAAUAAAUUUCUAGAUGACGGUAAGGAGUUACAAGUGCACAACCUCGCGCACUCCUUGAAGAUGCAAAGUGAAGCGUCGAUUGGGCCGCUCCUCCAACGAUUCAGCAAACUGACCGUGACAUCGAGUGCCUAUUAUACGUCUGUUGGAGAGAAAUUGACACCGAUGAUCCCAUCGUCAGAGCCGUUCAAAGUUACAACACUCGAGGUGCCAAAGUGGACGAUAAAAGCAUACACAAGCUGUUUCACAAUUGAUGGGACUGAAAACCUGAGCGAUGAUGUGUUCGCAAGGCGUCAUUUCAGGCUCGCAAUUGAUGAAAAAAGGAGGAAACGGUGGGAUGUCCAGAGGAUAAGAGAGGAAAGGAGGAUAGAGAAACUGAAAGAGCGAGAGCUGAAGAAAAACGCGAAACAGGAAGCGCUCAAUAACCCGACACCGAUACAGUCAUUCUGGCCCAACCCUGAGGAGAUAAACGACCGCCUUUCACUCAUAGUCAUGGAAAAGAUCCCUGUUGCCGUAUUCGGCAUACCGAUACCGUAUUCCACUGAGUGCGAACCUACCCUUUGGUGGCAGAAUGGCAAAGUACAAAUGAACGCCAAGACGAAAAGGCGAAAAAGAUAAGAUUUAUUUCUUCUGCAGCUUUGAAGAAAUUAAUUUAUUUUUUUAUUUAUAAAAGAAAAAGGAGAAAAAAUAUUCUCGCAGGUUUUAUAAAGUUCUUUGGCCCGAUAUAGUUUGUAUUAUAAGAUAGGUUAUAUUUUUUCAAAAAAAUAAAUAAAUAAAAUAAAACCACCAAAAAAAACAAGACCUUUUUGUGUAAAUAUUAUAAAAUAAAAUAAAAGUGGAAAGAAAAACUAUCUCGUCUUACCUCCACUUUAGACUGUUUACUUAGAUGAGGAUUGUUAUUUCAACUGAUAAAAAUUUAACAAAAAUAAUAAAAAUUGGUUUAAUGUU
This is a messenger RNA of Cimex lectularius (bed bug), 1946 nucleotides long. Its product is annotated as male-specific lethal 1-like 1. The coding region runs from base 540 to 1616 and encodes 358 amino acids. Gene Ontology annotation, cellular component: MSL complex. The transcript has 5 exons. The record is from RefSeq and is a predicted model, not a curated record. Lineage: Eukaryota; Metazoa; Arthropoda; Insecta; Hemiptera; Cimicidae.